Messenger RNA from Drosophila nasuta, 1929 nucleotides. Its product is annotated as 4-hydroxybutyrate coenzyme A transferase. Bases 329 to 1759 code for a protein of 476 amino acids. The transcript is spliced from 6 exons. Gene Ontology annotation, molecular function: acetate CoA-transferase activity. The record is from RefSeq and is a predicted model, not a curated record. Lineage: Eukaryota; Metazoa; Arthropoda; Insecta; Diptera; Drosophilidae. Gene Ontology annotation, cellular component: mitochondrion. Gene Ontology annotation, biological process: acetate metabolic process.
AUUGUGUCAAUCAAUGUUGCUCUAUUUGUAAUAAAUUUGGAUUCAAACAAAAAUACAUAAAAAAAAUUCUUAACAAAAUGUUAAAAGCAAAUUAAAUGGGCAUUUGAAAAGCGGUUGUCGUACAAUACUUGGAUAGAGCCGUUGCACAGAGCUUUUGUGGUGUGGCAAAGCUUUCCACGCGAAUCAGUAGUAAACGCGCUACUGGACUGAGAGCACGCGGGCUAAAGAAACCGAGGCAAAUCAACUAAACAUAAAGAAGUGAAGCAUAAUUUGUGUGCAGCCUUCGCAAUUUAUUUGAAGUCGAGUGAUAAGAAAUAAGGAAGCAAUCAUGAGCAAACAACUGGCGCGUCGUGUGGGCCAAGUCAAUAAAUUCUUGACUGCUGCGUCCGCAAAUGCUGCGGCUACCCACAACAAUUACUACACCUAUGUCCAGGAGUUGUCCCAUCCUAUUGACCGAGAGCCUCCAAUUGUCUCAGCCGAGGAAGCUGUCAGCUGCAUUAAGUCUGGUGAUACCGUUUUCGCCCAGGGCGCUGCCGGUACUCCAAAUGUGCUCCUCAAUGCGAUGACCCAGCAUGGCAAGUGCAACAAGCUGGAGAAGAUCACGGUCUGCCACAUGCACACUGAGGGACCCGCCGAGUACUGCAAGCCGGAGUACAAGGACAUCUUCCGCUCCAACUCGUUCUUCAUGGGCGGCAAUGUGCGCAAAGCUGUUGCCGAGGGCCGUGGCGAUAAUGUGCCCAUCUUUUUGCACGAGAUUCCUCAGUUGUUCUACAAGAAGAUUGUCAAGCCCGAUGUGACCUUCAUUCAUGUGUCGCCCCCAGAUCGUCAUGGUUUCUGCUCGCUCGGCACCAGCGUUGAUUGCGUGCGUGCUGGUCUGCUCAACUCCAAGAAGAUUGUCGCUCAAAUCAAUCCUAAUAUGCCUCGUACUUUUGGCGAUUCCAUCAUCCACAAAUCGCACUUUGACUUUGCCGUCGAGGUCAACGAAAAACUGCCACAACAUGGAACAGGUGAAAUCUCGCCGGUGGAGCAGAAGAUUGGCAAACUGAUUGCCGAGAAUCUGGUAAAAGAUGGUGCCACACUGCAGAUGGGCAUUGGCAGCAUUCCAGACGCUGUGCUUGCCGCUCUCCACAAUCACAAGGAUCUGGGCAUUCACUCCGAGAUGUUUGCCAACGGUGUUGUUGAUCUGGUCAAGAAAGGUUGCGUCACAAACAGCAAAAAGAAGAUGCACCGCGGACGCAUUGUGGGCUCUUUCCUCAUUGGCGAUCAAGCCUUGUACGACUUUGUCAACGAUAAUCCUUUCAUUGAGAUGCUGGUCAUUGACUAUGUGAACAACACGAGCAUUGUGAAGCAACAGCCCCGCAUGACGGCCAUCAACAGCUGCAUUGAGGUCGAUCUAACUGGCCAGGUUUGCUCCGACUCAAUUGGCACACGCUUCUACUCCGGAUUUGGUGGACAGGUUGAUUUCAUUCGUGGCGCUGCCGAAGGUCUUGAUGGUUUGGGUGUGCCCAUCAUUGCCAUGCCUUCGACAACCAACAAGGGAGAGAGCAAGAUUGUGCCUGUGCUGAAACCCGGUGCCGGUGUUGUCACGUCGCGUGCCCAUGUCCACUAUGUUGUCACCGAACAUGGCAUCGCUUCGCUCUUUGGCAAAAAUGUGCGCCAGCGUAUGUAUGAGCUCAUCCAAAUCGCCGACCCCAAGCACCGUGAGGCGUUGGAGAAGGCCGCCUGCGAGAGAUUAGGAGUUAUGCCAUCGCCCAAUUAAUUAUGCCCGUACGUCAUAAAAAACGCAUCUACAACUUUGGAACUACACUAACAGUCGAUACAAUUUAUAUGUGCGAAGCUGAUAUUAUUUUUUUGUAAUGCAUUCUUUGAAAUUCCGGUAAUAUAAAAAACUGACCUACAGCUGAUAAAUAAAAACCAAAAUAUAAGAAA